Molecule: messenger RNA, 3504 nt
Organism: Marchantia polymorpha subsp. ruderalis
Lineage: Eukaryota; Viridiplantae; Streptophyta; Marchantiopsida; Marchantiales; Marchantiaceae
Source: the annotation of a GenBank genome assembly
AUCCUUCUGAAGGGAAUUGUCGAGUGAUGAGGGAGGAGCAGUCACUCGCUUCAGCGAUUGAAUUGUUAAUGUUGGUGGCAGGCAGCGGUACAUGUAACCGCGAGUAGGCUGCUUGAUUUGACGGCAUUCGGUCGAAGGAGGAAGGAGGUGAAGGAGGAGGAGACAGGGGUUCGUUCGUGUAGUGCGAACGAGAAUGUAUUCACGCUCCGUUGCGUGCAAUUUGUAGGUCGGUUGUUUCUCUACGCCCUCGUCCUGCGUCUGAAAUCUGGGGACGAGGUUUUCUCUACGCUUUCUGGAUAAAGAAAAGGCCGCCGCGUUGGAGAACGAGACUCUUCGAGCGCGUGGAGUUUGCUGGCAUCACGAGAAGCAAACCCAGGUGCAGAUACGGAUUGGUUUUAUUUCUGAAGAGCUUUCAGUCAGGCUUUUUCUGCUGCUCAUCGCUCAUCGUGAUGACAUGUCGGAUGGAGGUCUUCUCGCGUUGAUCUUGAGCUGUCGAUUUAGCGGUUUGAGACAGAGACGGAUAGAGGAGUUGCGGAAGCCUUUGUGUUUCUGGGUAACCAAGUAGGUAGUAGGACUAUUUGGUUUCAUCACUUCGGUGAUGAAUGACCAACGGCUUGUACAGAACUGCGUGCCGUUUUUUCUGUCAUUCGUUGCGGCCUUGUACAUUACAAUUUUGGAAGAUCAUGUUCAUGAAAUAAGAUAACAUGAUCAGUGGAGCCAUGAGGGUGCCAACUUCAGUCGAGGAAAUACUUUUUGCACCAUUCGAUAGUGAUCGCAGUCUCUCAGUUGCAUCCGUGAGGUGCGCAAUCGUUGAGUUCAAGAGAGGUACUUUUUAUGCAAAAUGUGAGUUAAUGACGAAUUCCACAAGGAUCCUACAGAGCUAAAGCCUUGGCAAUGUGAGCUACCGACAAGGGCAUUUGCGAAUCCAGGGUCGUGUGCUGACGUGGACAGGGCACUCGUGUCUCUGGACGUUUGGUGGGGAUUCAGAAUGGCGGACAUUGUUGGAGAACAACUUGUUGUCGACCAUGGGAUUCGAGGGGCGGAUGUUUCUUUGGUAGCCAUGCUUACACUUCUGAUGGCAGUGGUCACAGGUUUAGGUGCGACACCAUUUUUCUUUAUGAAAGUUGAAGCUCAGUAUGCUGGAAUCUGCAACGGCAUAGCUUCGGGCGUCAUGCUGGCAGCCAGUUUUGAUCUUAUACAGGAAGGACAAAAGCACGGAGGGGGAACCUGGGUGGUUGUCGGUAUUCUUUUUGGUAGUUUUUUCAUAUUUUACUGUCAAAAGGUGUUGGACAAGUACGAGGAUGUGAAGAUGAUGGAACUGAAGGGCGCGGAUGCUCGCAAGAUGGUGCUGGUGAUCGGUAUCAUGUUUCUACAUUCCCUAGGUGAGGGUGCAGGUGUGGGAGUAUCUUAUGCAGGUCCGCAGGGCCUUCCUCAAGGACUGGUCGUGAGUAUAGCCAUUGCGGUUCAUAAUAUCCCUGAGGGCAUGGCAGUGUGCAUGGUAUUAACUUCAAGAGGUGUCCGAGCUCAUCAUGCUAUGCUUUGGAGUAUAUUCACCUCAUUACCACAACCUUUGGUGGCAGUUCCAGCUUUCGUCUGUGCGCAGGCCUUUCAGAAGUUCUUGCCGCUGUGCAUGGGGUUCGCAGCCGGUUGCAUGGUGUGGAUGGUCCUAGCUGAAGUCAUCCCUGAAAGUUUUAAAGAUGCAUCGCAUUCACAAGUGGCUUCAGCAGCUACACUAUCAGUAGCUUGCAUGGAAAUUCUCAGCACAACAUUUCAAGACAUUGACAAGUUUUCAGGAAUGCAGCUCGCAAUAUCAGCAAAGGCAGCGAUAUUGUUCGGUUUGGGACACAUUGUAGGUGGUCUGGUGCUUUUGUUUGUUUUGAAGACCACUAGAUUACCAUCCUUGCUGUUGAUCGGCAUUGGAUGUGGUAUCGCCUUCGUGCUUGCCUCAUGGCCACCGCUGCAGUUCUGGCUUCAAGGAGAUGUGGGAUUCUUCUCAACAAUGGCGCUUCUUGUGGCUGGAGCUCUACUUUUUAGUGUUGCAGGAAGAUUCCUUCUGGAUACUGUCUCCGCUUCGGAAUACAAGGAAAGGAAGAAGGCACAGAGUGGCCUGAUCGACAUGAGGAGUCCCUUGCGUAGAACUUCGUUACUAGCCACUAUUUGUAUGGGAUUGUAUGUACUGGGCGAAGGCCUUCUUUUGGGCGUGGUAAUUGCGAAACCAUCCACAACAAUCGGGCACCCUCUUUUGGCAGCCUUUUUUCACAGUUUUUCAGGAGGUGUAGUUGUUACGACCACUAUCUUUGGUGGAACUAAUAGCUCAGGUGCUGCUCUGCUAGGACUGUUAAUUACAGGAUGUCUUGGCUCUAUAGGUGCAAGUUGUGCAAGCUUUGUCCCUCUGACUUUGGUAGAAUUUUUUGAAAACUGGAUGGUAGCGGUCUGCGGAUGCGUUUUCGCCGCUUUUGGGUUUUCCUUGCUGCGUCAGGCGUUGGGUGUAGACUCGAGAAAGAUCGUAGUCGGAGCUUCCGCAGGGUACAUUGUCGCACUUGUUUGUCUCUUUGCAUGUAGGAUGUUAUCCCCUGAGUUUUGACAUUUAGGAGUCAAGUAGGUAUGUUCCUAUUUGCGUUAGUAUUUGCUUGCAUGAUAGCCUGGACAUCAUAGACGCCCUGGCUGAGCUGGCUUAAAACUUCGAAGGUAAUUUUUAUCCAUUCGAAAGUCGCUAAUCAGGAGGGUUCCAGACGUACUUGGAUUGCAGAUUUAGACCACUGUAUUCCAAGCUUCAGAAGGUAGAAUCAAGUUACUUUUCAUUUUUCUUCUUUUUAGAACUUAGAAGAGGCUUUUUAAAGCAGAAAAGAUCUAGAAAGAAGUUUAAUGAAGAGAGUGAAACGAAGGAUCUAGGUCUGGUAGAUAGAUACAGAAGCGCCGCGACCAGUUGUUAUACUAGGAGUGACUAGCGAUCGGACCUCGAUGAGCACCGAAUAUUAGUCACCAAAAACCUGGAUCACGUUCAUGUCGUGAGUGUCCUGAUUCUUUUCUCAAAUCUCCUCUUGACUCCCCUCGAUCCAUUGUUUAUCUUAUCAAUUCCGAUUUGAUAAUCCUUGUACAUUACUAUGUCGAGAAAAUUUAUGGUCACGUCUUGCCAGAAGAUCUAUGGCCACGUCUCUGUUCUUCAGACGUGAGAUUCGAGUCUUGAGCUACCUUGUCUUUUAAUGCUACUUUACUUGACACUACAUCUAUGAAGUGUUCCACCUUGGAGGUUGCAUCAGAUAGGUGAAGCAGUGUACUUCAUCAUAGUUUGAGUAUUUGUUCAAGUCAAAAAGCUUAAGUGUCAACGAGGAAAUAUUUCGUAGUAAUUCGAUAUUGGCAACCCCAAGAGAGUCUUUGAGGAAAUUAAUUUUUCCUUGCAUUGGAAGGAAGAUCAUUACAUCAGAAGAUUGUGAAACUUAUCGAAAAGUACAAUCCGAGAAGCAGAGAUGUUGGGAAUUCUGCUAAUGAGCAAAGGUAUCACUU